Acinonyx jubatus (cheetah) is the source of this 2890-nucleotide messenger RNA. Its product is annotated as basic proline-rich protein-like. The transcript is spliced from 5 exons. NCBI's taxonomy places the organism in Eukaryota, Metazoa, Chordata, Mammalia, Carnivora, Felidae. The coding region runs from base 1 to 1128 and encodes 375 amino acids. The record is from RefSeq and is a predicted model, not a curated record.
AUGUUUUGGCAGAGGGAACAGUUCUCUGGUAAAGAUAACCAAGACUGCUGUGCAUCAGGCCUAAUCCAGAGUACUCAUUAUCCGUGCUGGUAUGUAAAGAGGUGCUAUCAUGGUUCAAAGCGGAAGCAACACUCCUCAGAGCUUCUCCAAAAAGACGGCGAGAAAGUUCUCAUCCUCGGGGUAAGGCUAGUGAACAGCUGUGCAAAUGAUAAGGCACUGAAAAUGCACGCUUUGGGCCAUUCAACGGUUUCCCGGCGUCCUGGGAGCGGCGGGUCCCGCCCCUUGGAGCCCGGAGCUGGUCGGGCCGUCGUCGCGGCCACCUCGGGUCGCUUUCUCCGUCCCGAGUGCCACACCUCGCGCCUCUGUCCCCGGGACGACGGCGCACAGCCCAGUCAGCCCCUGGGAGCGCACGGGGACCGGCCAGUCCGCCGCCGCCGCCGCCUCAGCUCCAGACGGACGACUGCCCUCUCCUCUCCCCGCCGGCGGCGCCUCCCGCGGCGGCCGGGCCCCAGCCCGGCGCCCCCACCUCUUAGACACAGCCCCUUCCUUGCCGGGACGCCCCGCGCUGCGCCGGGCACAGCCUCGGCUCCCAGUCUCGGAGACACCAAGGGACACUCACCCCGGAGGCUCCUCCCGCCGCUGCUGCUGCCGCCGCUGGGACCGCGGCCGUCGCCCCCGCCGCCGCCACCAGCACCGCCGUCCGCACCGGCGCCAGCACCCCCGGCCAUUCUCCUCCUGCCGCCGCCGCCGCCCUCUCCGCUCCUGUCAGUGGCUCAGGCUCCGGGGCUGCUCCAGGUUUCCCUCGCCGCCAUUUUGACUCCUAGAGGGAGCAGGAGGGGCUCGGCUCGGCGCGGCCCUGGGGCGCCUGCGCGGCGCUGCGGAGCCGGCCCGAGCCCCCACCCGCCCCCGCCGUCGCCGCGCCUAGAGUCACGUGGGCCGGCGGCGGGCGCGCGCGAGCGCCAGGCCGGGCCGGGCAAGGGAGGCGCGUUCGCGAGCCCCGGGAGCGGUCGAAGCCGAGUGCGCGCGCAUUAUUCCCGCUCCGCGCCUCGGAGCACAGAGCGGGACGCUCGGAGUUUGAAGCUCGUUGCAGCAUCCUGCUUACCCUGGGGAAUUGUGACAAAUCAUUAAAUGUAUCAGAAUGGAAUUAUAAUAACUACGUUACUGGACGACCAGGUCUACCAAUUCCUGUUGCUAUUCGGUGGCCGGCAUCCACGGAUCGCGCAUCUUGCAGGCGCGUCCAAGAGAAGACAGCGCUUCCGCGGAAAACUCCUUUCUGACAGUCUUGGCGUUUCGGUGGCUUCUUGGCACUUUAUCUUAACUACUGCUGCAUGGUACUUUUACAGACAGCACUUUGAUACUUGCUGUAUCAGGUUAAAAAAAAAAAAGUUUUCCUCAACAAAAUACCUCCGUGAAUGAGGGACGAGAAUUGAUGAAAACGCACGAUCGCUACGUGGAUGAGCCAAAUCGCCCUUUCCUAGAUGCCCCUUGUCUGGGAGUUUGCAAUAGUUCCAACGAUGCAGUAACAAAAAAACAAACAAAGAAAAAACAAAAACAAAAAACCACACCUUAUGUUUCUGCACCAUCUUAUAGUACUUAAAACACCGUUAAAUACGUGGCUUCGUUUGAACACCGAUCCACCCUUUGAAGUAGUCGGGACAGAAAUGUCAUGGCUCACAAAAAUAAUCUGGUACCACCAGGUGAUCCGGACAGGACCAGAACCUGACUUCAGGCCGAAAGUUACAGGUGAAAGAGUUGGGAUGGCUAGAGUGCUCAUCACUGAAGAAAAAAAGGAAUGGGGGGGCCUGCAGACCUUCAGACCUCCAAAACACCCCACCUGGCUGAGUUCUUCUGACUCAAGACUGCUAAGGCCAGUGGCUGUGCUGCAAGCAUAACAGAAAUCCAUUGAAGAAUUUCUGGAUGUGGUUCAGGAGAGGAAGAGGAAUGUCAAAUUUAAGAACUAAAAGGUGGGAGAAGAAAACUAAAAUAGUUUUCAUCACAUGUAAUUUUUUUGAAAAAAGAAUCCAGCAGUUCUUUCUCGGGGCUCUUUAUAAUAAUGGACCAAGGCUUUUACUGGAUCUCUCAUUACAGUUGUGCUGGCAAUUCAAAAGUAUGUUACUAAUGUUACCAAUUGCAUCACUCUGGCAUGUUUUUCCCACCUCUGUAACUCUUCUGCUUUUGCUUCUUGCUUAUUUGAGUUUCUCUGUCUUUGAGGUCAUGCAAUUGUAAAGACAGUCACAAAUAGAUCCAGAGAGAUGCCCUGCAUUCUGCGAAGACCUUUGGUCCUUGAAUAGCAAUUAAAUGUGUUUUUCUAGAAAGGAGAAGAAGUCAGGGUGUUUGGGCCAGAGGUGGUGCAGCCUUCAUUCAUUAUAUAAUUUUCUAGAACCCUAACACCAGUUUGUUUAGAGCAUGAACAUUUAUAAAAAUCACAUUAAAAAGAAGCCAGUGGGCGAGUGUGCAUUACUUGUUCAUUGUAUGUAGAGCUCACAAAUCAAAAAACCUGAUCUCUAGGCUAUGGCUCUAAUUAUGCCCUUUUAUACAACUGCAGCAGGAAUGUCCCAUAUUGUAGGUCACCGAGAAUAUAUUGAAUCCAGGGCCCGCUAAGGCCUUUCCUGAAAAUUGUAGAGGUUUGAGUUAACAGAGCUAGUCUUUUGUGACUUGGAGAAUUUAAACGGAGGAAGGUUGUUUGUACCUGUAAUUUGAGAAGCUAAAAGUGCCACCUCCUGGGGUAGGGGUAGGCGGCGGGGAGCUUAAUUGUGUCGUGGCUGAAUUUGGAGUCAGAUUUACUGACAAGGUCAGAAGUAAUUUAAAGUUUUUGUCACAGAGGAAGACCUAAAAUGCUUGAUUCUCACAUCAACAGCACUGUCUGUAGCCUAAACUUUUAAGAUUGGGA